AUGAAUUCUUCAUUUGUAAAUAUUGAAUUGUCGCUUACUAAUCAUGAGUGUUGUGAACAUUCUGCAAAAGAAGUUCUGAGGAUACUUCGUCCGCAAUGGCAGCUGUCGCUUGUCCGUUUUGAGGUAUUAACAGCCGGAAUCACGAAUAAGAUUAUGUCGGCUUCUGUGGACUCCAAUGAAAAGCUGGUGUUCCGAAUAUUCGGAAAAAACACGGGAAAUUUUAUUGACAGAGAUCGCGAGCUGAGUGCAAUGGAAAAACUGGCAAGAGAAGGUCUAGCUGCUCCUCUAUAUGCGCGCUUUUCAAAUGGGAUUUUGUGUGGUUAUUUACCAGGGACGACCGUUACCGCUGAUCAACUCAAGAAUACGGAUAUGCAGAGAAAAAUCUGUUCAACAUUGGCAGCGUACCACAAUAUGGACUCAACUGUCGUGGAAGUUAAUGAUUUAUUUCCUUUUCGAAAGACAAAAGAUUUUAUUAAUAAUAUUGAUCUGACGGCUAUUGAGAUAUAUCGAACUCGCAUGCAAAUGGGAAGACUGCUCCUUAAGACUGCAAGAGAAGGAUUUUUUCAAUCUGAACAUUGCACUACUCAUACUCAGGCUCAAGGAUUUCAGGGUCUCCUCAAUUUCGCAAAUCGGCUAUCCGAUAAUAUAAAGGAUAUCGAAACUUUAAUUGUACCUUUAGAAGAAGAAAUUACAUUCUGCCACAAUGAUCUGCUAGCUAACAAUAUUAUUUUUGAUGAUUCCUCAGGAAAGGUCCUCUUCAUUGAUUAUGAGUACGCAGAUUUCAACUACGCGAUCUUCGAUCUCGCCAACCAUUUUUGUGAAUUUGCAGGUGUCGACAAUCCUGACUACACAAAGUGUCCAAACCAGGAGGAAAUGCGCAUAUUUUUACGUUUUUACUUGCAAGCGAGACAUGGAUAUGUGGACGAAAUAAGGCUUGAAAAUCUUUUGCGGAGAGUGUCGUUAUUCCAAGCUCUUGCCCAUCUCUUAUGGUCGGCAUGGUCAGUGGUGCAAUCGCAGAACUCAACGUUGAGGUUUGAUUACGUCAGCUAUGCGAAGGUUCGAUACGAGCAGUACAUGAAAUGCUUGGAUAAUUACACAGCUCAACAACAGUUUUGA
Messenger RNA from Necator americanus (New World hookworm), 1116 nucleotides. RefSeq lists its product as uncharacterized. The record is from RefSeq and is a predicted model, not a curated record. The transcript is spliced from 10 exons. Gene Ontology annotation, molecular function: ethanolamine kinase activity. Gene Ontology annotation, cellular component: cytoplasm. Gene Ontology annotation, biological process: phosphatidylethanolamine biosynthetic process. NCBI's taxonomy places the organism in Eukaryota, Metazoa, Nematoda, Chromadorea, Rhabditida, Ancylostomatidae. Bases 1 to 1116 code for a protein of 371 amino acids.